AGAUGAUUGUCACAUACUGUCGUGAAGGGGGGUGCAAACUGUAGCAUCUUUUUUUGUCCAUGAAUAAUAAAGGUUGUGACAAUGGGAAAAUAAUGAAGUGUAUAUAGCUGACGCAGAAAUAAUUGGUCUAGAAGAAUUAAUCACCCAGAGGACCAACAAUGACGCCGAAACGAAAGACAACGAGUUCGGAGUCGACUUCCUCGAGUUCCUCAGGUUCUUCCUCGAGUAGUUCCUCCACUUCUGGAAGUGACUCCAGUUCUUCAGACACUGAAAAUACGAGUAGUUCAGCUCGAAGCCAAAAAGCAUCAGACUCCGAGAGGAAUAAAAAGAAAGCGCUAGUUCCACCAAACAAACAUGGAAAAUCCAAGGGUGAAUCAAUAGCUGGGGGACCUGAGGCCAAAAGUAAAGAGAAAUCAAUUCUAAAGCCACGUCCAACAGUGGUUUACUCGUCAGAGUCUGAGGAAUCACCAACAAAAUCGAAAUCCUCGGCCAAAAGGAAACCUCCCACAAAGCCUAAAGCAACAGCUACUGUUGCUCCGGUAAUAAAGGCUCAGAGGCCAUCUGGCAAGGCUAAUCAUGUCCCCUCCCAGCAACAUAAGAAUGCUCUAGCUUCCAAAUUGCUCCACAAUAAGAAUAAACUCUCUGGUGGUGUGACUAGUACUAGCAAAUUGUUGGAUAAAAGUGCUAAAAAUUCUGCUGAACCACUGCAGAAGAAAUUGAAGAAGAAGAGUAUUUUCAGCCCUGAGAAUAGCAGUGAGAGUGACAGUCCUUCUCCUCCUAAAUCCACCAUCAAGGGUAGUAGCAAUGUGGCCAAGUCUAAACCACCUCCGAAGCCGAAGACUAGUGAGUCAAAAUCCAGACCACCACUAAACCGACCCAGUCUAGUUACAAGACAACAGAUAAAAUCUGAGAGCUCAGUGAGUUCAAAGAGUUGUUCAGGUGGUUCUGGUGGUUCUGGAUCGUCAGGUUCAUCUGAUAGCAGUUCAGACUCUGACUCAUCCGACAGUGCUCCAAGCCCUCAGCCACCUGCAAAAAAAAAGGAUACACAUUCGUCAAGUAAUAUUUCGAGUUCACCCCCAAAGCGACCUUCAGUGGCUGUGGCUGCUGUCAAACCACAGAAAAAUAUAAAGCGUCCAGUGUUGAAGAGUGAAGACGAUGCUUCAGAAAGCGAUAAAUAUGAGGAUAAAUAUGAGCCCCCUGGGAGAAGCUCAAUGGCAUCGUCUCCAAAAGGAAAGAAAAAAAUAGUUCCGCGAAAGGGUAGUAAAUUAAUUCAAUCUCAGAUUAAAGAAGAAAGCGAUUCUGAGUCUGAUACAGACAUUAAGAGGAGUACGAGUAAAUCAUCUGUGAAGAGAGCAGCAGGAAGACACUCGUCAGCAACAUCAAGGACCACUCAUGGUUCAGGUGGUUCAGGAAGAGGAUCACAGAGUACAUCAGCACGAUCACGCUCAGUCAAAGAGCGAGAAUGCCCUCUGGCAACGACAUGCGAGUCUUUCGGCCACUUGUCAGGCAAAUUUGAUAUGCAUUUCACACUGGAGGCGUGUCCACUGUAUCAUAAUACAACACCACAGGCGUGUGUGGAUUUUUAUAAGGAGCGCAAAAAACACGAGGAUGAGCGUAAAAAAGCUUUGACGAAUAUGGGGAAAAAAUCACCAAAAGUGAUGCACCAGACCAACGAUCAAAGGAAUUAUCAAUUAAAGGUCAAAGACUUGAGGUCAAAACGAAGUCGGCCAAAUGGGGAUGGCAAUGAUAGUGAUAGCGAGGGUGAGCCCCCUGGGAUUGAAAAGGAUCGGCAGCCCCGGUUGACUGGCCUCACUUCGGAUUACGAUCUGAAAUUGUUCAUGGAGGCACAAGCACUUGCCAGUGAAAAAAUUGAAAAGGAACUGAAUGAUCUUGAUUACGAGGGUGAGGGCCGUAAUGGGGGUGGUACAAAGUGUGUGGAAAUGGGAAAGUGGGAGAUGGAGGUUUGGUACCAGAGCCCAUACCCCGAGGAAUUCAGCAGAGCUCCGAAGCUGUACUUGUGUGAAUUCUGUUUGCGGUAUGCCAAGAGCAAGCAAGUUCUGAGGAGGCACCGGGAAAAGUGUGUAUGGAAGCACCCGCCUGGCCAUGAAGUCUAUAGAAAAGACAAGAUAGGAGUUUGGGAAGUGGACGGUAAGCGGUACAAACAGUACUGUCAGAAUCUCUGUCUGUUGGCAAAAUUUUUCCUCGACCACAAGACCCUCUACUACGAUGUGGAGCCCUUUCUCUUCUACGUAAUGACAAUCAAUGACUCUGAGGGCUGCCAUACCGUCGGUUACUUCAGUAAAAUGAAGGCGGGUCUAUUUGAAAUGGAGAAAAAUUCAUUCUUGAAUUACAAUGUCUCAUGUAUUCUCACUCUGCCGCCCUAUCAGCGUCAGGGAUAUGGAAGGCUUCUCAUUGACUUCAGUUAUCUGUUAACGAGGGUUGAGAAGAAAAUAGGCUCACCAGAGAAGCCAUUGUCCGAUCUUGGUCUCAUAUCGUAUCGUAGCUAUUGGAAAGAUGUGCUACUGCAGUACCUUUGUAACUUCGGUGGAAAGGAGCUUUCAGUAAAAGACAUCAGCAAAGAGAUGGCGAUUGACUCGUACGACAUUGUGAGCACCCUCCAGGCCCUCGGUAUGAUGAAGUACUGGAAGGGAAAACAUAUUAUUCUUAAGAAACAGGAUGUGAUCGACGACUACAAGGAGAGGGUCAAACGACGUGGUCCCAUCUACAAAGAAAUCGAUCCGGAGUGUCUGAAAUGGAAUCCUUUCCAGCCACCCAAGACGCCCUCAGCCACUAAUUGAGCUCAGACGAGCAGCAAGGGACAAUGAUCUCAUUGAUGCCACCAGACAUCACCGACUACCAACACUCACAAAGUCCUUUUCCCCCAUUUCAUUUUUCGUUGCCAUCACCCCUCCGUAGAAGCUAAUAUAAGGGAGGUUCACCCUGGUCAUGUAUGGCUAACCAUCGACGGACGUUAUCCAAGGGGGUAAAGACAAAAAAUAUAUCUUACCACUUGCAUGAAAGAAUAACCUCUGUCGCUCUAUUUUCAACUUUUACUCCAUCAGCUAAUCAGCUAAUAUUUUAUGAGAUUACUUUCUUCAUAAUGAAAAUUCUCGCUGAUGGGAUUUUCGUUAAUUAAUUAAUUAAUCUCGUGCCUUAAUCACUAGAAACUUGAAUUACACAGGAUUUUAGGAUGAAAUAAUGUGCAAAUGGAUGAGAGUUAUUUUUCAACUUUAAUUACAAUUAAUUACUUGGAAAGGGGAGAAAAAUACCUCAAGUUAUAUUGGGGGCGAUCAAUGUGUAAUAUACCGGAAGCAAUCAUUUCAGGUGGCUUUCUCGUGCAUUCAAAUGAAGUACAAAUUAGUCAUAUUUGACUCAUUACCGUGUCAACUGUGAGAAUAUUUGUAAUGUUAUGUAAAUAUAAUGAUUGAGUGGAACAAUGA
Messenger RNA from Fopius arisanus, 3440 nucleotides. RefSeq names its product chameau (gene chm). The record is from RefSeq and is a predicted model, not a curated record. Lineage: Eukaryota; Metazoa; Arthropoda; Insecta; Hymenoptera; Braconidae. Bases 159 to 2798 code for a protein of 879 amino acids. Gene Ontology annotation, biological process: positive regulation of transcription by RNA polymerase II; negative regulation of DNA-templated transcription. Gene Ontology annotation, molecular function: transcription coregulator activity; histone acetyltransferase activity; zinc ion binding. The transcript has 10 exons. Gene Ontology annotation, cellular component: nucleus; chromatin.